Messenger RNA from Perca fluviatilis (European perch), 5409 nucleotides. RefSeq lists its product as uncharacterized. The coding region runs from base 20 to 1009 and encodes 329 amino acids. Lineage: Eukaryota; Metazoa; Chordata; Actinopteri; Perciformes; Percidae. The transcript has 7 exons. The record is from RefSeq and is a predicted model, not a curated record.
UUGGACAUUAGGGUUCCAGAUGUCUCCUCUCUCAGUGAAAAACUGUGGCCAUGUAGUAAUACAUGCUGGGACUGUUGCCCUGGCUGUCAUUGCUCAGUCCAUCUCAGAUAUCUUCUGUUACCUGGCAAAGGACAUCAACGUGCCCAAUGCUGUGUUUCAGACCUCAUCCAGGAAUGUGUCUGAGACCUUCCCCCUGGAGGUGACUAUGGACUGGUGGUCUGAGAGUUUCUGGAUUAUGGUUGACUUGUGGUCUAAAGCCUGGCUCUUGUAUGCAGUGGUCAGCCUCUUUAAACGAAAUGUCCUCGGUCCAGAAAUCCACCCCCCAGUAUUUUAUCUGAUGUGGACCAUGAUUAACAUUGCAAGGAUGUUCAGCAUGACUCUGUGGGACAGACACAAUAUACUCGGAGCUGUCCUAGUCUGGUGGAAUCUCCCAGUCAUCAGCUUCUACAUGCUUUACAUGUCCUACUCUAACCUCAACAAGCACAAAGCCUGGCUAGCCAUCAACAACCCUCAUGUGAUCUCAUGGACACGUUACCUGACCCAGAAUGGUUUGGCAGUGUUUGCAUGGUGGUCUCUCUUGAAUGCUGUUGUGGGUCUUGGCAUCGUGCUCAAGUACAAACAUGAUGUGCCGGACCCACUGAUCAGCACCAUUGUCCUCACCAUAGUCUCCGUGUGCACAAUAAUCUGGUUCAUUCUGCAGAGCUUCCUGUUAACAAAGUACAUGCGCUACACAUUCAGCGUUUAUGCCAUUCUCAUUCUGGGCCUGGGUGCUAUGUUCACCAGAAGCUAUCGUGUCCAUGACCUUGCUGCAAACACAGCCUAUUGUGGGUUCCUUAUGCUCCUGAUGACCAUCAUGAGCUUGAUCCAUUUGAUCUCUUCAUGUUUGCACACAAAGAAGUCCAGCAAACCUGAUCCCACGGAGCCCUACAUGCCAUUUGAGGGCUGUGAGACAGUGUGGCACACAAACAUCAAAAGUGAUGACAUCAAGAAAGAUUUCUGCAAAAUCUGAGUUAAUGUGGUAAAAGAAAACAAAUGAAUCAACGCAUGUAUCAUGAAAGUGUGCACUAUACAUUAAUCACCAAAGGGGGGCAGCACAUACUCACUUCACACUGAGAAUGUGCUAGGAUAAAUACAGCUCUGUUGUACCAGAAGAUGGCACAGUGGUUCAAGCUUUUAUAGGGAAAAUAUAUAUAUUGAGCAAAUGAUUCUAAUCUAAAUUCCAUUCACUGAAAAAAAUGCAAAACAUCCAAAACAAAUAAAAAGAAUAUUACCCAGUGAGGUUUAUACUAUUUUGUGUUUUUGAGGCCACAUUUGGUACAUGUCUCUGUUUAAAUCAUGAACUCUUAAUGCACACUUUAUUUAAGCUGAAACAGGGUAAUACAGCAAUAAUAGCUUGGGUUUUUUAAUCAUGAUGAUGAUGACAUUUCCCAGAUUGGUGAACAAACUAAGUUAAUUUAAAAACCUCUAUACCCUCUCCCACUCUCCAUAUCUCACUGUGUCUGUGACGUGAUACAGCAGAGAUAAUCACACACGCUCAAGUUUAUAAGUGCCCUCUUUGUUGAUGCUGCUUAAAGAACAGAAUAUCAAACAUGCCCAAUGGCUGUGAGCAGGACCUUUGAUGAGGAUGCAGAGUUGAAUAGGACACAAUGUCAGAUGAAAGCAGCGGAGAGAAAAAGAAAGACAAUAGGGAUACAAAGAAUGUGUCUAUGGAUGGACAUGCUGACCGCACAGCUGAGCAAAUUGGUCUCCAUCUACAGCACAGUCUUGUUCACUGGGACAAAGAAAUGUAUUGCAACAUGGUCUUUUCCCCCUUAUUUCCACAUAUUCACAUUGGUUCAGAGUAAGAUACAGGCACAAUAUGUCCUUUUUUAUCAUUUGGUUUUUACAACAAACUACAUAAGCCAUAAUGUUGAUUUCCCCUGCUGUUGGUGAAGUGUUAUUUUGGUGUUUACAGACAGACAUUAGAUAGCAAAAGUGCCUUUUCUUGUGGGUGGAUGUCAGUGACCCGGAUCAUAAACACACAUUGGCAAUUUAUUUGACUGCCUCUAUUACCUCCAGCUUCAUAAUGCAAAACUGGUUCACUCUUAGGGAAGGAGUUUGCGGGAGUGGAGAAUCCCUAAUUACAAAUCAGAUCACAGUAAUUUAGUUUUGUAUACAUUUGUGGCUAAGUAAUUCUGCUUUCAGAAACAUUGAUUUUGAAGGAAUAUUGCACUCAGCAACAGUACGUUUGGAAAUGCAGGAAUUACAGAGCUGCCUAUAGUGAUGAUAUUGUGGCUCAAUAAGGAGGAUUUUCCAUUUAAUUUUGAGGAAAUCUGUUGGAAAGUUAAGUUGAAAUGAAUAAUUGAUCAAUUGAUUGAUUGAUUGAUUGAUUGAUUGAUUGAUUGAUUGAUUGAUUGAUUGAUUUUAAAUGUGAAUAUUUUCUGGUUUUAGUAAACUGAAUGUGUUUGGGGUUUGGACUGUAUUUUGAUAAUCAAUUAACCAUUCAAGUAAUUUUUAAGCAAAAUGGUAAAAGUUAACUGGUUCCAGCUUCUUAAAUUAGACUAUUUUCUGGUUUCCUUGGUCUUUUAUGAUAGUAUAAAGUGAAUUUCUAUAUUACUGUAUUAAAAGGGAAGAGGGAUAAAUUGGAAGUGCGCACUCACACUCAAAUUAUUACAGUCAAACAGCUGCAUUAGCCCUUUGUGGUCAAAUAUAAUAACUUUAUAUAACUUUAACAUUAUUCAGAGUGAACUUCAGAAGGUUUUUCCUGAACUUCCAGCAGUAAGCAACUUCCAGUUGAGUCGGAUAGUCUAGUAUUUCCUCCCCUAACAGCAUAAUGCAUCAGCUUAGUUGAUUAAAAAUAGCUAUGGCUUCAUACCACAUUGGCUCAGUAUUAAUACGAUACAGCAGUGAAAGAUUCUUAGGCAAGAGCAGAAAAUUAGAUUCCCCCCAUACCAUUUACCACCCAGUAUCAGAUUAAACGGGUCCAAUCAAAUUUCCUUUAGAACUUAAUUCCAACUAUUCCAUCCCUGGCAAAACAAAUAUAAAAUUUUUUCUAAAUACCAUGUUCAAAGUAAUUUAAAGAUACCAGGUGAUAGUGUGUCCUUCAGGUGUCUGCAAAGUCCAUUAAAUUGCUUCAUGGAUGUGACUCCUGCACUGUGGUGUUAUCACGUUUUUCCUCCCGAGUACUGAGACCAAAUCCUCCCUGGAGUAAAACACUGGGGGGAGGCGGGGGUUUACUGUCUGGCAGGCUUGGAAUUGUUUCUAUACUCUCCAAAGACCUUUUUCUCCAUAAGAGAAAUAACCUAGAUAUGUAAAUGUGCAUUCCCAAUUAAUUUAAUUCAAAUAAUUACGCAGAGAAAAGAAAUGGGGUUGAGAAAAAGAAGUCUUACCUUGUGCCAAGUUGUCUUCCUAUUCAAGCUCUCUCACUCAGCAGUGUACAGCUACAUUAGCUUGGUAUAUUGAAGCGUGCUCUGCUACACGGAUGAGCUUUAAUUAUCUGUGACAUUUUUGUGAGUGGUCCUAAGCCUUUUGGAAUCAACAAACAGUGAGUCGGUGGAAGUAAUCAAUACAAGUAGAGGUUCAAAUGUAGUGACUAAAUGCAUAAACAUGACCUUAUGACCCCAUUUUCAGUGAAUUUUAAUGCUUUAAUUUAAAAUACAGCUUAACGCUGGCCUUUUUGUUUCAGCAGAUUUCACUGUACUUGUGAAAUAUGGUUAUGUUCGAAGUCUCUCUAAGCACAAUUUAUGCUUCAUCAGCUGUACUAAAGUAUGUUUAAUUAAAUGCUCACUAAAAUAAUUUAUUGACUUACUAGAGAAGUGUUUGUUUUUAACAGCUACUCAAAAAACGAAUCAUUUGAAUUAAUGAUUCUCUAUUUACAUAUUACAUGUCAAGAGUCCCAUUCUGCAUGAUUUAUAAAAUGACAAAAAAGGGAAAUUAUUAAAAGGAUCAUAAUAUUUUGAAAAUCUGAACUGCCACCUGAAAUAAUGAAAAUUGUAACCUUUGUAAUCUUUGGUUUACAUGACUUGUUUCUCGUUAACUUCACUUAAGAGCGUUUCAUUCUUAAACUAACUAUAGUCUGAAAAUGUGUGCAUUAAUGACAAAAUAUACAGCAUAAAAACGGGAUUUAAAACAGGGUUAAAAAUGGGGUUUAAUGACUCGUUAAAUAACUUUAAGCAGGUCAAGCUUUAAGAGAUCCAACAGUUUAUUAUAUCUGUUAUGUAUAAUUUAUGCAAGUAUUAUGAUUCCAGGCUGGUACGGAACCCUUUAACUGAUUGUGUUUUAUCUGAGAUACAGCGCAGGCUGUGCCAUUCCAUGCUGCAAAUUGGAUUUGACAACUUUCAUUACAUUAAGUACAAUAUGCCUUGGACCUAAACCAAGACUGUGAUGAAGGAGUUUUGAAUAAUUGCAUUUCUAUUGGUAUUCAGUAAGUGUUCAACAUGGUGCAUUUCAAAAAAGCUGAAUCGGGCAUCAACAACAUGCACAAGGUUGACAUUGUGGCUUUCGCUGGAAGCAAACAAAGAUCAACAAUCCUUUUUAUUACAACUGUGGCAGAGUGAUGCCAUCAGCUUGGUAAAACAAUUAGAAUAUAUGUAAAUGCUUUGAAUUAAUUAAUCCCAUGACACAGUUACACUAAUUAGGUGGUAAUCCCUGACUCCUGUUGCUCCAUAUUUAAGACAAACCCACUCAGUCCAGAUAUGAGGACAGCAGACACCAAAGAAUGUUAACUGUAGGACUAAUUAUUGCUUUAAAUUGAUAAUUUUUUAUCUGACUAAUUAAUGGUGAUGCUUUUCUGUGAGUGGAUGAGCAUUGAUGUAGUCUUCUAGGACACAGGCAAACCAACAAGGAACUUGUUGAUGUUAAUCAAAAGAUUUAGACUUUAAUUUACACUUGUAAUUAAAGGGAGUAAUAAUUAUAGAGAAUAUGGUUCUCUAGUGGUCUGUAAAUUACUAUAAAAGAUAGGAACAUAAUUCAGUGACGCAUGUUUAGAACAAAGAGCCGAACAGCUAACAAUUGAUCAAAACAUAACUGUGAUUUCUGCAUCAAUUGCAUUGCUGGAUCAUUCUUGGAAUACACUUGUAGCAUGUUUAUGUUAAUUGGACUGGGUCAGUCUUUUCUGUAUUUAAUGUGACUUGUGUGCACUAAGUUUGUCAAUCCUGUAUUGUUUUAACUGUCUCAUAAUGUGUCAACAAAAAUUAACGAAGCCGGUUUUCUUUUACUGCCAUUGUACAUGGGGAACAAAGUCUUUCUGAUUUUGAAACACAGACACACACAGACACACACACACACACACACACACACACACACACACACACACACACACACGAGGGGUAUGCCAACAAGAUACAUAAACAAAAGUGCCUGCAGAAAAGGCACUGAUGAUGGCUUGUGCUUGAAAUGCUCCAAAAUAAAAUAACACACGGAGAAUUCUGA